CAGAGCGUCACGUAGCUUGUUUGGCGCCGCCUCCCGCUGCUCAGCCGCGGCCUCUCCCACAAUGCCCUCCAGAAGCCGCCUUAUUGGUGAAUGAGUCGCCUCCCGGAAACGCCCGGUUUAUUCCUCUGCCGUUUCAGUGCCGCUUAUCCCAGUGCAUGUUGGGAGGUGUAGUUCGCUUACUUCCGCCGAUACUGUUAAACAACAGAUCGCCCGAGUAUUUCCCGGAGAGCCGCGUUUCCUGCUGACGCGGAGGCUGAUGGGAGUUGGAGUUUCGACCCCUUUCCCUCUCCUUUGGUAUUCGUGUAUCGUUGCACUCGGAUUCCCAGCGUACCUUGCGGGCUGACGCGCCUCUUCAGGUGCGGAUUCUGGGACUUGUAGUCCUGCUGCUGCCGUCCAGCGAUUGGCCGAGCUAUCUACCGAGCGGAGUGCGGACUCGUAUUCCCAUAUAGCCGCGCGGCGCGGCCUGGAGCCCGGGGGCUGAGUGUGUGUGGCGGCCGCUGGGAGGGAGCCGCUGAGCCCGGCACCAUUCAGCGCUUGUACGCCUCGCUCCUCAGCAUGAGCAGCGCAAACCGGCCCCGGACCGAGGCCUUCGGAGACCAGGUCCAGGCUGGAGCUGCCAAAGGGCCUGUGUCCUCGGGAGCUGCGGGCGGAGGACCUUCAGUACCCGGCGGCUUUAGCGCCAUCAAGACGGGGAGAGACAAUGGAAAAGUGACAACCGUAGUGGCCACCCCUGGCCAGGGGCCGGAUCGCCCCCAAGAAGUUUCUUAUACCGACAUCAAAGUGAUCGGCAACGGCUCGUUCGGCGUGGUGUACCAGGCGCGCCUCGUGGACUGCGGGGAAAUGGUGGCCAUCAAGAAGGUUCUGCAGGACAAGAGGUUUAAGAACCGCGAGCUGCAGAUCAUGCGCCGCCUGGAUCAUUGUAACAUCGUGCGGCUGCGAUAUUUCUUCUACUCGAGCGGAGAGAAGAAGGAUGAGGUUUACCUGAACUUAGUCCUGGAUUUUGUCCCCGAAACGGUUUAUCGCGUCGCCCGGCACUUUGCGAAAGCCAAGUCCACGCUGCCGCCCAUCUACGUGAAGGUCUAUAUGUACCAGCUGUUCCGCAGCUUGGCUUAUAUUCACUCUCAGGGCGUCUGCCACCGAGACAUCAAACCGCAGAACCUGCUGGUGGACCCGGACACCGCCGUGCUCAAACUGUGCGACUUCGGCAGUGCGAAGCAGUUGGUGCGAGGGGAGCCCAACGUGUCCUAUAUCUGUUCCCGUUAUUACCGGGCCCCGGAGCUCAUCUUCGGAGCCACCGACUACACGGCAAACAUUGAUAUCUGGUCAGCGGGAUGCGUCCUCGCCGAGCUCCUUUUGGGGCAACCGAUCUUCCCUGGGGACAGUGGAGUGGACCAGUUAGUGGAGAUUAUAAAGGUUCUAGGAACUCCCACAAGGGAACAAAUACGUGAAAUGAACCCAAACUACACAGAGUUCAAAUUCCCGCAGAUUAAAGCACAUCCUUGGACAAAGGUUUUUAAGCCCCGUACCUCCCCCGAAGCGAUCACCUUGUGCAGUCGGCUUCUGGAAUACACACCGGACACGCGACUCUCCCCGUUACAGGCAUGCGCACACUCCUUCUUCGACGAACUCCGUGACCCCAAUACACGUCUCCCUAGCGGGAGGGAACUGCCCCCCAUCUUCAACUUCAGCUCUGUAGAGCUCUCCAUCCAGCCUUCACUGAACAGCGUCCUCAUCCCCCCACACCUGCAGCAGUCUCACUUACACGGCGAGGGAAGACCUGGACCAGACAGACUCAAAACCAGCGACGUGGCAGAACUCAAUACCUCCUGAGGAUUGCCUCCCCUGCCUCCUCCAACGAUCUUCUUCUUCCGCUGACCCCCCCAUCACUGGGGAGAUGCACUCGGUCGAAG
Messenger RNA from Spea bombifrons (plains spadefoot toad), 1910 nucleotides. RefSeq names its product glycogen synthase kinase 3 alpha (gene GSK3A). Bases 556 to 1830 code for a protein of 424 amino acids. The transcript has 11 exons. Gene Ontology annotation, biological process: negative regulation of canonical Wnt signaling pathway; negative regulation of TOR signaling; regulation of neuron projection development. Gene Ontology annotation, cellular component: cytosol; cytoplasm; nucleus. Gene Ontology annotation, molecular function: protein serine/threonine kinase activity; ATP binding. The record is from RefSeq and is a predicted model, not a curated record. NCBI's taxonomy places the organism in Eukaryota, Metazoa, Chordata, Amphibia, Anura, Pelobatidae.